Gadus morhua (Atlantic cod) is the source of this 2685-nucleotide messenger RNA. RefSeq names its product atypical chemokine receptor 3b (gene ackr3b). The transcript is spliced from 2 exons. Gene Ontology annotation, cellular component: membrane. The record is from RefSeq and is a predicted model, not a curated record. NCBI's taxonomy places the organism in Eukaryota, Metazoa, Chordata, Actinopteri, Gadiformes, Gadidae. Gene Ontology annotation, molecular function: coreceptor activity; chemokine binding; G protein-coupled receptor activity. Bases 316 to 1470 code for a protein of 384 amino acids. Gene Ontology annotation, biological process: vasculogenesis; chemotaxis; angiogenesis.
CAUCCUUCAUGGCCAUUGUUCAGAAGCUGACGCCACAAUACGUCCCGCGGGCUGAAGGGUGGGCGUUGCUCCGCGCACCGCAGAAUAAAAAGCAAGUGCACCCGCCGCAGCGCCCUCACACACACAUACACACACACAGUCUCUCAUUCCGCUCCGAGCAGAGCACUCCCCUCUUUAUAAGCUCUCCUGUUGGGAUACUCAACUAUUUUCCUCGGCUCGAUCUCUACAGGACGCUUUAUCGACCGUUUUAAGGAUAUUUCCAUCUGCAAGUUGAACCCGUCCCUCCCAUCUCCCCCCGGGGGCAGCAGACCAGCCAUGAGCCUGAGCGUCAACGACCUGACGGAGAUGAUGGAGAUGUGGGAGGAGCUCAACUUCUCGUCAUCGGCGGCGGGCGCGGGUCCCUCGUCGGGGGGGUCGCCUGCGGGGGCGGACCCCCUGGACAACGUGACGCACGUGGAGGCCUUCAUGUGCCAGACGGUCUUCAGCCAGAGCUCCUUCCUCUACUCCCUGUCCGUCCUCUACGUCUUCGUCUUCCUGGUCGGCCUGGCCGCCAACGCCCUGGUGGUGUGGGUGAACGUGCGCAGCGAGCGCAACCGCUACGAGACCCACCUGUACAUCCUGAACCUGGCCGUGGCCGACCUGUGCGUGGUGGCCACCCUGCCCGUGUGGAUCAGCUCGCUGCUGCAGCACGGCCACUGGCCCUUCGGCCAGGCCGUGUGCAAGAUCACCCACCUGGUGUUCAGCGUCAAUCUCUUCAGCAGCAUCUUCUUCCUCGCCUGCAUGAGCGUGGACCGCUACGUCUCCGUGGCGACGCAGGGCGACGGCCGCCCCAACAGCCGCAGGAAGAAGGUCCUCCGCCGGGCCGUCUGCGUCCUGGUGUGGCUCCUGGCGCUGGCCGCCUCCGUGCCCGACACCUACUUCCUGAAGGCCGUCAAGUCAAGCCACUCGGACGUGACCUUCUGCCGGCCCGUGUACCCGCUGGACAGCCCCCGGGACUGGAUGGUGGGCAUCCAGAUGAGCUUCAUGGUGCUGGGCUUCGCCAUCCCCUUCCCCGUCAUCGCCCUGUUCUACGUGCUGCUGGCCCGCGCCAUCCCGCCGGGCUCGGAGCACGAGCACCGCGUGAGCCGCAAGAUCAUCCUGAGCUACAUCGUGGUGUUCCUGGUGUGCUGGCUGCCCUACCACGGCGUGCUGCUGGUGGACACGCUGACGCUGCUCAACGUGCUGCCGUUCAGCUGCGGCCUGGAGAACUUCCUGUACGUGGCGCUGCACCUGACGCAGUGCCUGUCGCUGCUGCACUGCUGCGUCAACCCCGUGCUGUACAACUUCAUCAACCGCAACUACCGCUACGACCUCAUGAAGGCCUUCAUCUUCAAGUACUCCACCCGCACGGGGCUGGCCAAGCUCAUCGACGCCUCCGAGAGCGAGUACUCGCCAGGGGCGGUGGAGAGCAGCGUCCCGUUGAACCUCUGAACCUUUAUUGAGAAACGUCUUGUUGUGGUUGGGGUGUAUGUGUGUCGAUUCUACCAAUGGAUUUGUGAUUUUGGAAUGAGAGUAAGUGUUCAGAAAUGGGACCAAUACAAUGGGAGGAGGGUACCGAUAUAUCAGCAUAAACAUAUUUAUAUGUAUUAAUAUAUAAACAGUAUAUAUAUAUAUAUAUAUUUGACAGCACGAUCUCUCCUCAAACACGCGAGGCCAAAAUCUAAAAUGUUGGACAGAAGGAUCCCUUUGGACGGGUGCAGCGUUGACCGCGCUGCACCUAUGACAUGACAAAGCGCUCUAGAGAGGCACGCGCUAGCUACGCCCGGAGACCAGCAAACACGACUGAACACCCCCUUCCUCCUUAAACACACACAGACACAGACAAACACACACACACAUACACACACGGACAUCUGCUUGAUAAAAAGGAGCUCGCAAACACUGCACGUUUACGAUUCCCUACGUUUGGAGAACUUUUUCCGAGAGGUCCGCAGGGAUCCCAGCCCAUCCCAGCCCAGACCAGCGGAACCCGGACACCCGCCGUUGUGUUUCCAGGUCGACACUUCUCUGAAACCAAAGGGCGGGGGGGGGCAUCUUUCAGAGGGUCCAUGAGGGGGGAGCGGGGUGUUGCAUCACAUGUGUGUGCAUGCUGUCUGCAUGGAAAUUAGGAAUUUCACACUUAGAAAUUCAUACUUGUUUCUCAAACAACGGCGGACAAUUUCAGAGCUAACAUAUUUCCCGAAUGCGUCUGUGGAGGUGGAGUUACAGGCUGUUUGUUGUUCCGUCUGCGCUGAAGUAUUCAUGCGACCGUGGACAUAAGCUAGCGGAGAGCUGCACUCUUUGUGUCUUGUGAGGAUGUUGAAGGCGUAUAGCUCGCACGCCUUCGAACUUUGUUAAUAUAUUGUAUUCUGUGAAUAUGUGUAUCGAUAUUUGCUUGUUAUGCGUGUUGUGAUGCGGUUGUCUCAUUAUGGCACGUGACAUGUUCUGCUGUGAUAUUGAAAAGCUUUUAAGCAAUGAAGGUGUUUUAUCAUGCUGUAAGAUAAAAAACAUGUUACAGUAUAAUCCUGAUUUUCAAAACGUUGCCGAUUGACGGUUGUGUUUCCAAAAACCCAAUAUUUCAGGUUUCCUGUUUUGCUAUCUUAUUGUAGUUGUUGUAAACAAUGUCUUGUGUAAAAUAAUAAAUAAGCUCAAAAAACAUAAACUGUG